Capra hircus (goat) is the source of this 1810-nucleotide messenger RNA. RefSeq names its product FERM and PDZ domain containing 3 (gene FRMPD3). NCBI's taxonomy places the organism in Eukaryota, Metazoa, Chordata, Mammalia, Artiodactyla, Bovidae. Gene Ontology annotation, molecular function: protein binding. The record is from RefSeq and is a predicted model, not a curated record. Gene Ontology annotation, cellular component: cytoskeleton.
AUGAAGGAGGCAAAGAAAAUGGUGGCAGGCACCCCAGGUGGGCCUGAGGAGCAGACGCCGCUGCCGUUACCGUGCUACCGUCGGUGCUGGGCACAGCCGGGGGCAGCGCGAGGGGAGACAGCCAGAGGGUGGCCAGAGGGUUCCCCGGGCCGGGCAGCUGCCCAGCCCCGGCCCAAAGAGGGCCCCGACAGUAAGUACCGCCCUCCGAGCAGCCGGGUUGGAGAUCGCCUAGGAAAGGACCAGAAAGGAACCCUUCGGAUCGACAGGCCACCCGCGUGCCUCUUCGCGGAGCCACUCGCUAUGAAACUGGAAGACAAGAUGCGCGGGGCUGAGGGUUUGGAUGCCGCUGGAAAAGUGGCAGCCCAUGUGAUGCAGAAAGAGAACACAAAUGAUAUGGAAUGUGAGCAGCUGCCGGCAGAGACGCUGCGACAAGUGGCCAUUCACCGGGACCCUAUCUAUGGCUUUGGCUUCGUGGCUGGCAGUGAGAGGCCUGUGGUGGUGCGAUCUGUGAGGCCAGGAGGCCCCUCUGAGGACAAGCUCCUGGCUGGUGACCAGAUUGUGGCUAUUAAUGAGGAGGACGUGAGUGAAGCCCCCAGGGAGAGGUUCAUAGAACUCAUCAGGAGCGCUAAGGAAUUCAUCGUUCUUACAGUUCUGCACACUCAUCAGUCCCCCAAAUCUGCCUUCAUCAGUGCGGCAAAGAAGGCCAAGCUGAGAUCCAAUCCUGUGAAGGUCCGAUUUUCCGAGCAGGUGGCAGUUGGAGAAACAGAUGCAAAAAUGAUGAAGAAAGAAGCUCUCCUCCUCAUCCCCAAUGUCCUGAAGGUUUUCUUAGAAAAUGGGCAGAUCAAAUCGUUCACAUUUGAUGGCCGGACUACUGUUAAGGAUGUGAUGGUGACAUUACAGGACCGGCUUUCCCUGAGGUACAUUGAGCACUUUGCUCUUGUCCUUGAGUAUGCCGGACCAGAACAGAACCACAAGUUCCUGCUUCUCCAGGACAAGCAGCCCCUGGCUUAUGUAGUGCAGCGGACACACUAUCAUGGAAUGAAAUGCCUCUUCCGGAUAAGCUUCUUUCCCAAAGACCCCGUGGAGCUGCUGCGUCGGGAUCCUGCUGCUUUCGAGUACCUGUACAUCCAGAGUCGGAACGAUGUCAUCCGAGAACGCUUUGGAAUGGACCCCAAGCCGGAGAUGCUUUUGGGCCUUGCUGCCCUCCACAUCUAUAUCACUGUCUCAGCUACUCGACCUAGUCAGAAGAUCUCACUCAAGAAUGUGGAGAAGGAGUGGGGCCUGGAACCCUUUCUUCCCCCCUCCCUCCUACAGGGCAUCAAAGAAAAGACCCUCCGGAAAUCUCUCUCUCAGCAGCUGAAGGCACACCAAACACAUCCUUCCAGUGGCACCAAGGGCUCUGCAAUUCAGGCCAAACUCCAGUAUCUUCGAAUUCUGAAUGAACUUCCAACGUUCACGGGCGUUUUGUUCAACACUGUGGGCCUGGAUGAGAAGCAGUCAGCCACCACCCUCCUGGUGGGACCCCGUCACGGCAUCAGCCAUGUUAUUGACCUCAAAACCAACCUCACCACUGUGCUGUCCGAGUUCAGCAAGAUCAGCAAGAUCCAGCUGUUCCGGGAGAACCAGGGUGUGGCCCGGGUGGAGACCAGCAUCAUGGAUGCCAAGCCUCUGGUGCUGUUGAUGGAGUGGCCCGAAGCCACCAACUUUGCCUGCCUGAUUGCGGGCUACUGCCGCCUCCUGCUGGAUUCCAAGAAGAUGGUCUUCUCCAGGCCCGCCAGCCAGCCUCUUCCACCUCCAAUGAUCAAGGCAG